CGCAGCUCCCCGCGCUUCUCCCUCCCGCUGCUCCUCUCAACCUCCAAGCUAUUCCCCCUGUCACGUACUAAAUGCCUCCUUUCUUCUCCUACACCACCCUCCCCUACCACUCACGGAGGGCCCUUACCCCAUGCGCGAGUUCUCGGAGUAUUUGGUGGAGCUAACUCACGUGGAGCCGCUGCCCUUCGCCGACGAAGACGCGUGGGAGUUGCACCGUGCGCUGUACAAGUUGGUGGCGCUGGGGAUGUUCCGGUUCUUCGUGGAUCACGAAGACCACGCUAUCAGGGAGCACUUCAUCGUUUACUACGUCAUCGCGCGGCCCAAGCCAGCGGAGAAGGAAGGGACGGUGGCGCUGUACCCCUUCGCCCCGCUCCAGACAAUCGAUUCGGGAUUGUUGGAGCUCAUACAUCUUGAGCUCCUCUCCAUUGCGCAAGUGAUCGCGAGCGAGGAGGAGGAGAUCCAACCACGAUUGCGGAAGGCGACGGCCCCGCGGAGAACGUACAACAAGGUCGUCCUCCCGGAUUACAUUGCGCAGCGCGCGGAGAGAUUGGAGGACUUCCUGGAGGAAAGGCCGUUGCGUCCUCCCUCGUCGUAUCCUCGACCAGCGCCACCGAAGGCCCCCAAGAAGACGCCGAAGAGGAAGAGACGCCACCCGUCGCCAGGGGCGCAAGGCAGCAGGAUCGGCGGCGGCGAGGAGGUGAUUCAGCCCGCGCGUACGCGGAUUCCUAACCCUGUGCCUGGGAGUGCGGCGACGCUCGUUAAGGAGACUAUCGUGCCAUCGCCGCCCACUCCGCGUGUGCCCGAUCUCAAUCUUGAUGGAGCCGGGCCAUCAUCAUCAGCAGCAGCCGGAGGAGGAAGCCGAAUGGGAUUUCCGGAUUCCAUAUCCAGAUCCCCCUCAGGUCUGGCAAUAGAUUGUGACGACGAAAUCAACGGCCGGGGGGGAGCAAUGCAAGCUCUAUCCACGUCGACGAUGGUGGCUGCGACGGCGAUGGCUAUGGCGAAAGGCCUGACAAGUUCUAUCCCUCAAGCGCUCUCCACGCAGUCAUCGGCAUCGUCAUCGUCAUUCACCCACCCCAUCCAUGUCUGGCUAUGGCGGUCGUCUUCUUCUCCGUCUUCGUCUUCGUCCUCCACGUGUCACUCCUCGGCCAUGGCUUCUCCUUGCCAUGGCGAAGCUUGGCAGCCGUUCGUUGCUCGAGAUGCCGAUCGCGCUUGUGGCGAUGGCUGCGCGGGAAACUCGCGCAGCAGCUCGGAGGGGCGGGUUCCUCUUGCGCGGGAGAGCGAGGGAAAGCGCGGGAGGAGGGCGCAAUUCGUCGGACACUCGUUGCACCACGGCACGGCCGUUGUCGGUCGUUUCUUGCCUAACGUAAUCGCCGGCGACCGUAACGGAAUCGGUGACGGAAAAGGAAUUCGUAGCGGAAACGGAAACGGAAUCGGCAAAGGAAAGGGAAUCAGUAACGGAAUGGCCGUUUGUGGGCAAGGGGGGGUGUGCCGAUGUCGGAGUUACGUUAGGCGACGGCGUGGGGAGGAGGAGGGUGGGGUCUGCAAUGGGGCAGGUUGGGGAUGGCAAGGGUCGGGGUCGGGGUCGCGAUGGCGUCGGUUUCUGAGGGAAAGGGAAAGUCCAGCGGGAGAGACGAGACGUCAGACGCAAGCGACUUAUCACCGAAUCGGACGUCGACUUUUCGCCAAGGACCGGUCGUCGCCGGCCGAAACAUCGACGGAUCAUAUCAGUGUGGCGGCGCCUGUUGAACCUCGCAAGCUAGGAGAUGCCAAGGCAGGGACUAGCAAUGCUUCUUCUUCUUCUUCUUCCAACGCUAUUGCUGGCACAUCUCAGAGGGGUAAUGAUGGACCUACGGAGGGGGGGGCCAACGGAAGCGGGCAAGGAUCGCUGGCGCAGAUGCAAGCAGCGAAAGGAUCUAGUGUUGCGACCGCAUCAGCUGGUGGGGCAUCACCAGCUGGCGUUUCCACGGCGUCUUCAGAACCUUAUGUUGCGGAGAGCAGUGGUGUCAAAGGAAAGGCCAGCGUGCUGUCAGAAAAGCCAAGGACAUCUUCCCUCCCGGCUUCCACACCAUCAGUUGGGCCUGUUUUGAGUAUCACCAUUAUGGGUUCAAGUGGAGAAUUGGCGUUAAACAAGAUCCUCCCAGCCCUAUUUGCCUUGCACUACCAGGGAUGGCUGCCAAAGAAUUUCUACAUUUUCGGUUAUGGUCGGAGGGAAAUGAGUGACGAGGAGAUGCGAUCGCUGAUCAGUGAGAGGCUGACAUGUCGACUUGAUGAGGGAACCAACUGUGCCGCAUUGACAGACGAGUUCCUUGCUCGGUGCUUUUACCAGCCAGGCGAGUAUGACAGUUGCGAAGGCAUGAAGCGGCUAAACGAGAGGAUUUCUGAAUGUGAGGGCGAUAAUGCAGCGAACAGGAUCUUCUACCUUUCUGUGCCACCUCCUGUUGCUGUCCAAGUAGCGCAAUGUUUAAACAUCAACGCAAUGCAGAACAAUGGAUGGAGUCGUGUUAUACUCGAGAAACCUUUCGGACGAGAUGCAGUAUCAUCCGCAAAGAUGACGAAGGAGCUCCUCACUUGCCUAACCGAAGAGCAGAUAUACAGAAUCGAUCAACAUAUGGGAAAGGAGCUGAUCGAGAACUUGGCCGUUCUGCGAUUCUCGAACUUGAUUUUUGAACCACUUUGGUGUCGGCAAUACAUUAGAAAUGUGCAGGUUAUAUACACGGAAGGCAUCGGGAUUGAAGGCCGUGGAAAAUAUUUUCACGACUAUGGUAUCGUGCGAGAUAUAGUCCAGCUGCAUCUGCUGCAGAUUAUAGCCCUGUUCGCAAUGGAACCGCCUGUGAGCUUGGACCCUGAGGAUAUUCGUAAUGAAAAGGUGAAAGUGCUUCGCUCCAUGCGCACUCCGACGAUGGCGGAUGCUGUGCUCGGUCAAUACAAAGCAGGCGCGGGACCGAUGGGUACACAGGGUUACGUAGACGAUCCGGAUGUACCGAGUGGGAGUCUCACACCGACAUUUUUUGCCGGGGCAGUAUUCAUCGACAAUGCAAGAUGGGAUGGCGUGCCAUUCCUGAUCAAAGCUGGAAACGCUCUCGACCAGCAUAAGGAAGAGAUUCGCAUCCAGUUCCGUCACGUUCCCGGUAAUCUUUAUCGGGAGCGCUUUGGGAGUAACAUGGAUAAGGCAACCAACGAACUGCUGAUCAGAGUGUUUCCUGAUGAGGGGAUAUUUCUGAAGAUCAACAACAAAAUCCCGGGCCUGGGCAUACAGCUGGACUCGUCCUUCCUUAAUCUGCACUUCAGAGAAAGAUAUAACGGUCAGGUCCCUGAUUCAUAUGAGCGCCUGCUCCUGGACGUGAUCGAAGGCGACAAACAGUUAUUCAUUCGGAGUGACGAGCUGCAAGCUGCCUGGGAUGUCAUAACCCCACUCCUGCAGGAAGUGGAGGACAACAAAGUUCAGCCUGAGCUGUACUCAGCCGGAAGCCGAGGGCCGGUCGGGGCCUAUUAUUUAGGUGCAAAGCAUAAUGUCAGAUGGGCCAAUUUCACGGACUAGGGUUGCUCAUUGAAAAGCCAGGACCUUUCCCAUAUCUCACCCGCAGGAGAAAUUCGAGUGGAAACAGUUCCACUCCGAUGCAUUUGGGCACUCUCGGCCUCUCCCGUUCGUUAAGCCCACGGUCAGCGUGUUUUAACGGCCACGUCGUGAGGAAGUACUGGUGGUUUAAACGAACACACACACACUCACUCACUCGUUCACUCACUGCCUCGAUUCCUCCCUCCCUCACUCACUCACUCACUCCCUCACUACCUUUCUCCUUACCUCCCUCCCUUCCUCCUUGGCUCACUCGCUCACUCAAUCCCUCACUAAAUCGCUCACUUGUUAAGUCACUCUCUCUCACUCUCUCGCUGCCUAGCUCCCACCAUAUGCACAGUCAGAGUCAUAGCCGGUCCUCCAUCUCUCCCUCCCUCCCUCCCCCCCUCCCUCUCUCCCUCACUCACUCACUCGUUCACUUGUUCAGCCACUCCCUCGCAGCCUAGCUCCCAAGCUAUGCACAGUCUGAGUCAUAGCUGGUCCUCCCUCCCUCCCUCCCUCCCUCCCUCCCUCCCUCCCUCCCUCGCUCAUUCACUUGUUCAGACACUCCCACGCUCCCUCACAACCUAGCUCGCAACAUAUACACCGCCAGAGCCAUAGCCAGCCCUCCCGCACUGCCUCCCUCUCUUACUCACUCUUCCACUCACUCACGUGAUCAUCAAGUCCCCCCCCCCCCCCCACACACACACACUUCCAUGUGAAUAGCACAACACAGACGCUGUGAGAAAAUCCCACCUCCAUGUGAAUAGAACCACACGCUGUGCGGUUUUCCUCACAGUGUGUGAAUAGAAGCUCACUCUUGUGAGAAAUGCUCCAUCUUCUUCAUCAUCUUGCAUUCUGUAAAUGGCAAAAAGUACCCACGUUGCAUUAGAAAUUUCCAAUUCAGCUCUUAUUGCAAAAAACAUUAUUCAAAUGCAAAAAAACAUUAGUCAAACAAACUAUCGGUGGGACGUCGGUGGAACCACAUCUGCAUGAACAUUGACAGCUCCCAGCCGAGCUGCGACUCGA
Molecule: messenger RNA, 4582 nt
Organism: Chara braunii
Lineage: Eukaryota; Viridiplantae; Streptophyta; Charophyceae; Charales; Characeae
Source: the annotation of a GenBank genome assembly